UUGGCACAGUCAGACUUAAAUAUUUCAAAGAACACCUAAAUCCUUAAAUAGAUUCACUACUUAGCGUAGAGCUCAUAAUUUGCACUUGUUGCUUGCUUCCCUACCCUUCUUUUUCUGCUCAUUCAGGUAGCCUGCCUUUGCUAUUUGGAGAAUAUAAAUUUACGAUUUUUUUAAGUUAAGCAUGUUAAGACGGUCGCCUAGUAGAAAUCACAGAUCCAAAGGCAUCAAGGUAAAGCAUGUUCUGCAGAUUAUUCUGUUGAUUGGUAUUUGCUUCUGGUUGAUCUAUCAGGUUAAGCACUCUCAUGAUAAGAAGAGGGAAUUUGAUGAGAAUGAUGCAAAAGUAUCAGUCGGAUCUCAGACUGCAUAUAAGAUUCCAAAACUCGGUAGAAAAGACCUUCAUCCGGUUAAAGACGAAGUAAACCAGAAUGAAAAGCAUGAGAAAGAAGAGGAAGAUGAGAAUAUUGUAGAGGAUGAAGAUAAGCAUCAUCACAAUGAACAUGGAGAAGAAGGAAACAGGCAUGAAAGUGAAGAAAAAGAAGACGUCGAGCUUGGAAUGAGAGGAGGAGGAGAAGAAGAGGAAGAUGAAAACAAAAAUGAAGACAUGGAAGAUGAAAGAGGGGGAGGAGAUGAUGAGAUAGAUGAAAAUGAUCAAGAGAAAUCAGAGGUGGAUACUGGUCGAGAUGAGGAGUUCAUGGACGAAGAGAAAGAGAAAGAAGAGGAGGGUGAUAAGAAGGAGAACGAAAACAGUGAGGAUGAGAAUGAGGAAAAAGAGGGUUCAGUCGAAGACCACAAUAGUCAUGAGGCUCGGGACGAACAUUACAAGGGGGAUGAUGCUUCUAGCGCUGUGACUCAUGAUACUCAUACAAAUGGCGUUGUAACUGAGACAGUUAGUUUGGGAAAUUCUGAUGUGAACUCAGAAAUGAGGAUGGCGAAAUUAGAGAACAAGCCUAAUUAUACUGAGGAAAGUAACAGGAACCAACCUAGUUCUGAUUUUAAGUUUACAAAAUUUGAACUGACAGAUGGGACUUCUUCCAAUGCAAAUUCUGGUAAAGAAUCUGGAAACAACAGUUUGUCCAACCUAGUGGAUAGCUCGCAUCUAGAUAAUACUGCCUCGACAUAUUCUGACAGUCACUCAGAAGCAAACAGUAAUCUGACAAUAGUGGUCCCUAAAGUCAUCAAUAACAUGACAGGAACUGUUGCCAACACUUCAUCUGAGCAUGAUAAAAUGGUAAUCUUUUCUGAACCAAACCAAGCUGAAAAUGAUACUAUGAACACAACUAUCACGGAAGAUGUGAAAAAUGUGCAGACAGAGGGUGGCAAUAGAGCCUUUGAAGAAAACCUGACUGGUUCUAACUUAACAGUCCCUGUUGAAAGAGAAAAUGAAGAUACAGCUGGUGGUGAAUUAGAAAAGACAAGAAGAUUUGUAGCAUCAAAUGAAACUGAGAACAAGGGUAACACUGAAACGAGUGAAACAAACAAGACUGAGAAUAAUUCGUACAAGAAGGAGAACACUGAUGCCACUAAGGAUGAAAAGUUCGAGGGUGACAGGCAAAGAGGUGAAACAGCAGACUCAUUCGCUGUGAAUGGAACUUCUGAUUCCGUUGAACACCAUGCUACUGAUUCUUCUGAUUCUCAUUUCCUCAAUGGAGUGACAGGGAUCCGAACUGAUCUGCAUACGUUGCCAAAUAUUAGAAAUGAAGGAGAUAAUGGUGAUGCAACUGCGACAGAGUAAACUUGAAAGAUGGUUUUGGGUUCUCGAGAAGAGCUAAUGUGUUUUUCUUCUGACCCAUGUAGUUUGUCAAAGGUACAAAUGUAGUCUAGGGGAUAUUUAUAUCAAGGUCUGGAUAUGUAGAAUUAGUUCUAUUUCCACACUACCUACUGCUAUUGUUUGUUUCCCAUCUUUUUAUUUGUUGCUAUGAAAGUUUUUUUUUUUUUUUUCUUUGGCUGAUCAUGAUUUUCUUGUUUGAAUUUCUCAUUAUAUCCAAGCCAAU
This is a messenger RNA of Gastrolobium bilobum, 1991 nucleotides long. RefSeq lists its product as uncharacterized. NCBI's taxonomy places the organism in Eukaryota, Viridiplantae, Streptophyta, Magnoliopsida, Fabales, Fabaceae. The transcript has 2 exons. The coding region runs from base 182 to 1732 and encodes 516 amino acids. The record is from RefSeq and is a predicted model, not a curated record.